Gastrolobium bilobum is the source of this 1895-nucleotide messenger RNA. Its product is annotated as IQ domain-containing protein IQM1-like. The record is from RefSeq and is a predicted model, not a curated record. The transcript has 9 exons. Bases 139 to 1680 code for a protein of 513 amino acids. Lineage: Eukaryota; Viridiplantae; Streptophyta; Magnoliopsida; Fabales; Fabaceae.
UUUUUUUUUCCUAAAAAGAAAAAGGAUUCAGCAUUCAAAUAACCAAUUUAAUAAAAAAAAGAAUAAUUUCCUUUUCAUAUCUAAAGGAAACAACAACAAAAGAAAAAUUAAGUUGACAAAACAAACAUAGUAGUUUUGAUGCUUAACACCAUUGAGACAAGUCUUCACAGUCUUUGUUACAAAAUAAAGGAAGGAGAGAUCACCUUCAGAACAAUGAGCUUCAAGAAAGGAAGAAAUUUCGAUGACUUGUAUAAACCUGAUGAGUUGGAUAAGGUUAUCACAGAAGAAUCUACAUGCUCAAAGAGAAGGAAAGUGGGAAAUCUGAAGCUGCAAACCACAUUCUCAUUCAAAUAUCUAGUUUCAGAUAAUUCUGGUUCAAAGAAGGAGGAAGUUGAUGACUUGUUCAACAAACAAAGCCCCACAAUCUUGUUUCCAAAACCAGAAACUUGGUUUUCACCAAAGUCCAUUGGCGAGCUUGAUGUUGCUGCAAUAAAGCUGCAGAAGGUUUACAAGAGCUACAGAACUAGAAGAAACUUAGCAGAUUGUGCAGUUGUUUGUGAGGAGCUAUGGUGGAAGGCUUUAGAUUAUGCUGCUCUUAGCCGGUGCUCUAUAUCAUAUUUUGAUUCUGUCAAAUCAGAAACAGCUAUUUCAAAAUGGGCAAGAGCUAGGACGAAGGCUGCUAAGGUAGGAAAAGGUUUGUGCAAAGAUGAUAAGGCGCAGAAAUUAGCUCUAAGGCACUGGCUUGAAGCUAUUGAUCCUCGUCACCGUUAUGGGCACAACCUGCACUUAUACUAUGCUGUUUGGUUUCAUAGCCAGAGUUCACAACCUUUUUUCUACUGGUUGGAUGUUGGAGAUGGAAAAGAAAUAAAUCUUGAGGAGUGCCCAAAAAGCGAAUUACAGAGGCAAUGCAUAAAGUACCUUGGACCCAAACAAAGGGAAGCAUAUGAAGUAAUUGUGGAGGGAGGAAGGCUUAUUUAUAGAAAAAGCCAGGACCUUGUACACACUACUGAAGGAUCUAAGUGGAUUUUUGUUCUUAGCUCAUCUAGAAUUUUGUACGUUGGGGAGAAGAAGAAAGGCCAGUUUCAACACUCAAGUUUUCUAGCUGGGGGUGCUACUAUUGCAUCUGGAAGAUUGGUUGCCCAAAAUGGAGUUCUUGAUGCUAUAUGGCCCUAUAGCGGUCAUUACUGUCCUACAAAGAAGAACUUUAUGGAAUUCAUUGGCUUCUUGAUGGAAAAUAAUGUGGACUUGACAAAUGUAAAGAAUUAUGCAAUUGAUGAUGAUGUCCCACCUACUAAUCCUGUUGAAGAGAAGCAGCAACUUGAGCUCACAGUGGCUACUGCUGGUUCCAGUGAUUCUGCCACUGCCAAUAAUUGUAAUCAACUUAAUGUGGGUCAUUUUGGUGCCAAUGUGGAAACUUCACAACUUAAAGAGAAAAAACCAUUAUCAAGCAAAUGGACUACUGGAGCAGGCCCUAGGAUUGGUUGUGUGAGAGAGUACCCUGCAAAACUCCAAGUCAAGGCACUUGAACAACUCAAUCUAUCACCAAGAGUCAACCUUGGAAAAGUUGCUGCCAGGGCACCAAUACCCUCCCCUAGACCUAGUCCAAAGAUACACCUGUCCCCUAGGCUUGUGCAUAUGGGAAUUCCUAGCCCAAGAGUACAUGUUACUCCAGCAAAUUAGUUUGCCCAAAAUCACAUACCUAUUCAGGGUAUGUGUUCAAUAUUUGAGCAAUUAAGGUAAAUAAGGUGCGUAGGCAUAGGCACUCCUUUUAAUUUUGACUAUUAGUACAGAACUUAGAAUAAAGGUCACAAUACAAAGGAUCUAACCCAAGAUUUAUUUUUUCAUUUUAAGUUUUUUCUUGGCCAAUUCUUUUGGUCAUUUAGCUUCUGAUGAAU